Dicentrarchus labrax (European seabass) is the source of this 1944-nucleotide messenger RNA. RefSeq names its product folylpolyglutamate synthase, mitochondrial. The coding region runs from base 124 to 1722 and encodes 532 amino acids. Gene Ontology annotation, biological process: tetrahydrofolylpolyglutamate biosynthetic process. Gene Ontology annotation, cellular component: cytoplasm; mitochondrion; cytosol. The transcript has 15 exons. The record is from RefSeq and is a predicted model, not a curated record. Lineage: Eukaryota; Metazoa; Chordata; Actinopteri; Moronidae. Gene Ontology annotation, molecular function: tetrahydrofolylpolyglutamate synthase activity; ATP binding.
UGUCAGUCACUCCAUCUUUGAGAGGCUGAAAAACAACAUCUUCUGCCAAGUGUGAGGAGGAGAACUUGUCUGUCUAGAGAUACAUGGGGUGGAGUCAGAAGAGUGUGUUUGUGUUGGAGGUAGAUGAGAGCGUACCUGCUACUGAAGGUGAUUCUGCAUGCAUUGUCGGACUUCACAGCAGAGGAUCUUGCCAUGGAUAGUGACUUUGGACGCUUGACAGAAAUGGAUGCAAUUCGCACUCUGAGUGCACUACAGACCGAUGCAAGUGCGCUGGAGAUGCAAGAGCAAACGCGGAUUUGUCCUCAGCUGAAGCUCCAGGCCAUGAGAGGCUUCCUGGAGCGAGUCGGCAUCACAGCAGAGGAUCUGGACCAUCUCAAUAUCAUUCAUGUGGCGGGAACAAAGGGAAAGGGCUCAACAUGUGCCUUCACUGAGCGGAUAUUGAGAGGUUACGGCUACCGCACAGGAUUUAACAGUUCCCCACAUUUGGUCGAAGUCCGGGAGAGGAUUCGAAUCAACGGACAGCCCAUUGGAAAAGAGCUCUUCACUAAAUACUUCUGGCAGGUUUAUAGACGGCUGGAAGACACUAAGGACACCCAUGGAGGGAUGAUGCCGCUGUGCUUCCCUUUUCUCACCGCUUUGGCCUUCCAUGUGUUUAUUCAAGAGAAGGUAGGUGUAGUUAUACUUGAAGUUGGGAUUGGUGGAGCAUAUGACUGCUCCAACAUUAUAAAGAGGCCGUGGGUGUGCGGUAUCGCCUCUCUGGAUAUAGACCACACUGAGAUUCUUGGAGACACCAUUGCAAAGAUCGCCUGGCACAAAGGAGGAAUCUUCAAGCCGGGGGUUCCCGCCUUCACUGUCCAACAGCCAGAAGAUGGGUUGGCUGUGCUCAGGGACAGAGCUGAACUGAUAAGAUGUCCUCUGAGGGUCUGUCCGGAGCUGGAGGACUACCAGGCAGACUGUGGACCUUUGUAUCUGGGCCUGGCAGGGAAGCACCAGCACUUCAAUGCCUCCCUGGCCCUCCAGCUGAGUCACACUUGGCUGCAGAGAAGAUGUCUACCAGAAAGCUUAACCUCCACCAGUGUUGAGAACGCAGGGCUACUUCAGCUGACUUUCUUCAAGCCCAGCCCCAUCAUGGUGAAAGGGCUGGCGGACACACAGUGGCCUGGAAGGACUCAGAUCCUGAAACACGGAGCAGUCACCUUCUUCCUGGAUGGAGCUCACACAAUGCGCAGCAUCCAGGCCUGUGCAGCCUGGUUCAGAGAGACUUCAGCCCAGCACCAAAAGAAUGCAAGAGGACGUGUGGCCAGAGUUUUGAUGUUCAGUAUCAAAAGAGAGAGAGACUCAGCAGCCAUGCUUAAACUACUGGUGCCGUGUCAUUUUGACUUUGCUGUGUUUUGCGGUUUUGCCUGUAAUGCAGACCAUACUGUCUCAGCAGAAGACAGGUUGCAACGUUGUUUGGACAUGGAGAGGAGCUGGCAUCUCCACAGCAGUGGGUGGGAUAACAAAGGUACACAGCUGCUCUCCGAGGACAGCCUGCUCCCGCUCCCUGAAAAGAAAGGAGACACCCUGGUCUUCCCCUGCACCCAGAGCGCCCUCCAGUGGAUCACUCAGGGCAGGGAAGCUGCUCCGCUCUGUGAUGCAGCCGAGAUCCAUGUGCUCACCACCGGAAGCCUCUACCUGGUGGGUGGAGUACUUAAACAAUUCGACCCAGCUUUCUCCAAAUAAUUGGACCAUGUGAAAUAAUUGAGUUUAAAUAAUGGAUGGUUGCUCUGCUUAUUUACAUGAAGGAGUAAGUUAAAGAAUAAGUUUUCUGUUUUUUACUAAUUUGGAACCUUUCACAAUCUGUUUUUCAAAUUAAAGCUAUUUUGCAUGAUUUAUACUUUUAUAUUGUAAACAUCCUAGAAAACCUGGAAAUUGAUUCAAAUUACCAAAUAUCUUGGAAAUUAA